GGGGCGGGCGGCGGGGAGCGGGCAGCCGCGCAUGCGCGCAGGGCGGAGCGCCGGGCCGCCGGGGCGCUCGGCGGCGUCGGCGCCAUCAUGUCGAUGGAGGACCCGUUCUUCGUGGUGAAGGGGGAAGUGCAGAAAGCUGUGAACACUGCCCAGGGGCUCUUCCAGAGGUGGACAGAGCUCUUGCAGGAUCCCUCCAUUGCCACAAGAGAAGAAAUCGACUGGACCACUAAUGAGCUCAGGAACAAUCUGCGGAGCAUUGAGUGGGACCUGGAAGACUUGGAUGAAACAAUUAGCAUUGUUGAGGCAAACCCUCGGAAAUUCAACCUCGAUGCCACGGAGCUGGGUAUCAGAAAAUCCUUCAUCACCAGCACGCGGCAGGUGGUCAGGGAAAUGAAGGAUCAGAUGUCAAACUCCUCCAUGCAAGCACUGGCUGAAAGAAAAAACAGACAGGCACUCCUGGGCGAAAGCAGCAGUCAGAAUUGGAGCUCUGGACCUGACAAAUACAGCCGUCUGGACCGGGAGCUGCAAUUAGCAAAUUCACACUUCAUUGAGGAGCAGCAAGCUCAACAACAGCUGAUCGUGGAGCAGCAAGAUGAGCAGUUGGAGCUGGUCUCUGGCAGCAUUGGGGUGCUGAAGAACAUGUCCCAGCGCAUCGGCGGGGAGCUGGAGGAGCAGGCGGUGAUGCUGGACGACUUCUCCCACGAGUUAGACAGCACUCACUCACGGCUCGACAACGUCAUGAAGAAGCUCGCAAAAGUGUCGCACAUGACGAGCGAUCGGCGACAGUGGUGCGCAAUCAUCGUCCUCUUUGUCAUCUUGCUGGUGGUGCUCGUCCUGUUUCUCGUCCUGUGAUGGGCUGAACUUCCUCAGACGCCUCCUGCUUUCCCCAGCCCCCGUAGCACGGGGAAACAAAACUCCUUCCGUCCGCCCGCAGAGAUCCCUGACAAGAAGAGCCGUGCUCGGCUCUCACCGUUCUCCUCCGAGGACCGAGGCCUGGCUCCACCAACAUCUCCCCCAGCCCCGGGGAGGGCGGACAGAGGACAGGAGCAGUCGUGGCUCCCCAACCCCGUCGGGCUGCCUCCUGCCCCAUGGUGCUGCCCCCAGGCCCUGGGGGGGGGGACUGUACCCCUUGCAGGUAUGAGCCGGUUGCAGCAGUCCCGAGCCCCCCGUGUGGACACGGAGCAGGGAGCCUUGGCGGGGCGCGGGGGUUGGAAUUGUUUCACUGAGCAUUACAAACCGCAUCGCCAGCCUGGGGGAUGCUUGCCAGCCUGAAGCGUUCCCGGGAGGAGUGGUGGCUUGAAACCCCACAGCAACACGCGCCCACGGCAAGGGAGGGCAGCCCACCACGCCUUCCUGCAGCACAGCGUUCACGGCCAGGACCCCGAGGCAGGAGCUGACACGCUGCAGGUAGGUGAGCUGCAGGGCACGGCGUCCUGCCCUCGGCUGCAGCUGGACACGUGGGGCUUGGGCAUCAGCCUGAGGCUGGUUCCGUACAGCUUGGAAAGUCACCUCCUUUGUUACACAAGCCCCUCUGGCUCACUGACCGAUGCUUUCUUUGCCCUUGUAUAACCGAGCUUCUGUUGAACAGCUGCUUCCCUUUGGCAAGUGAUUUGUCAGGUCUAAAAUAACUUUUUUUUUUUUUUAAACAAGGAAAAAUUGAUGAUUUUUUUGAUGACCAUUCGAGCCGCCUUCAUUCUGCGGCUGCAAGACGCGUCAUCAGAGGAGUGGGGCCUAACUAUGUAUUUUAAGUGCACACAAACUUGUAAAUAGGACGUCUUAAUUUUCCCCAACUGCUGUUUUUUUGGGGGGGUUUUUUUGUCUUUUGAAACUUCAGUUGUAAGCAACCCAGAGCCAGGAAAAUCAGAGCCAGGUCACGUUCUGUAUCACUGCCCAGUGCUUUUGUUACCUUUGGGUUGUUUGGCGUGGGGAUUGCCUCAGCAGUGCUGGCCAGGCACUGGUAGCAGAACGCCACGAGGAGAGCUCAACUCUGGCACUGUUACUGGGGAGAAAUGCAGAUGGGUUUUGUGCAGCUGAUUACAGGAGGAUGAGGGGAUGCUGCUGGGAAGAAGCAGUUUUGUAGCAAAGUCUGCUGCAUUUUAGGGGGGAAAAGCACCAAUAGGUGGGAGGCAGGCUGACUUAACGCCUUCCCUCUGAGCCUCAGAUGGGGAUGGAGAUGGGGAGGAGGGUGGUGCUGAAUCUGCAAACCAGGCCCCCAGAAACAAGCUCCUCAGAAAGGAAAUUUUGGGACCUAGAGUGCUCUGCCAUGCAGGACGUGCAGGGUUUCUGGCUCUGUUUGAGUCUGCCCAGUCCCUCGUGAGCCCCGUGCACCCGGAGCUGGUGGCACCGUGCCUUUUGCAGCCGGGCUUGGGAUGGGGGGAGACCCAGCAGCCCCGCCACAUCAGGGCAGCUCCUCUUGUAAUGAACGCACACGUGCCCUUAAUUCCAACCUGCACAAGUUAUUGUGGCGGUUACUCGUGAUCAUUGCACGACGCCUUGUUUCUUUGGCUUCUGCUGUAAGAAAUACAUACCGUCUCCUUCCCAAGCCGGGCUCUGGCAGUGUCUGUGCAGCGCGCUGGGCUUUGUGCCUGUCUCAGAGUAGGUUUUCAGCGUGGUCGUGCAUCAUCCAGGAGCAGCUCCCGGUGCUCCGUGCAGGAGCGCGCUGUUCUCAUGCUGUGCCGGGGGCAGCCCCGCUCCUGUGUCUGUCCAGGCAUUGCUGCAACCAAACUGUCUUUGCUCCUUUCCCCUUGUACGUUGGCUUUUUCUGUUGGUGGUGUUGCCCCUCCCUUGAAUCCUAAAUAAAUGCAUUACUGCUGCCGGCGUGUCGCGGCAGAGGAAUCA
Messenger RNA from Numida meleagris (helmeted guineafowl), 2838 nucleotides. RefSeq names its product syntaxin 6 (gene STX6). Lineage: Eukaryota; Metazoa; Chordata; Aves; Galliformes; Numididae. The record is from RefSeq and is a predicted model, not a curated record. The transcript has 8 exons. Gene Ontology annotation, biological process: intracellular protein transport; Golgi vesicle transport. Gene Ontology annotation, molecular function: SNAP receptor activity. Gene Ontology annotation, cellular component: membrane. Bases 88 to 852 code for a protein of 254 amino acids.